Messenger RNA from Parnassius mnemosyne (clouded apollo), 528 nucleotides. NCBI's taxonomy places the organism in Eukaryota, Metazoa, Arthropoda, Insecta, Lepidoptera, Papilionidae. The record is from the annotation of a GenBank genome assembly.
AUGCGUUGCGAAAAUGUUCCCCGUGAAACAGGUUUGAAAAAUAUCAGGGACGAUCAAAUUAUAAACGCCGAUGAACAUAUUAAUCAAAAUCAAGACGACUACUGUGAAGAUGUAGAAGAAAGAGGUGCAAUGCCUGAUGAUAUUUUUUUAAAUAAUAUCAGAGGUCUAAACAUACAGCAGAAGAAUUUAUGUCAAAGAAUUUCUACGGCCAUUGAAAAAGAUUUACAUGGUGAUGAUGAAAAGUUGUUCCUUUUUAUAACUGGAGGAGCUAGCAGUGGCAAAUCAUUUGUUAUAACAUUACUCCUCAAGCACAUUAAGAGGAGUUAUGCGCCUACAGUUGAUUUGCUUCUAAAGCCUAAAUUUGUUGAGGUAGGUUCAUUGACUGGUGUCGCCGCCCGCCAGGUACUUGGCAAAACAUUGCAUUCACUUUUUUCUCUUCCCAUCGAAAAAGGUAAUUCAACUGCAUAUAGACGCUUAACUGGUGAAAACUUAGAACAGGAAAGACGUAAAUGGCGUAACAUAAGUUGA